Molecule: messenger RNA, 1449 nt
Organism: Lactuca virosa
Lineage: Eukaryota; Viridiplantae; Streptophyta; Magnoliopsida; Asterales; Asteraceae
Source: the annotation of a GenBank genome assembly
AUGGAAAACAGGAAGAUUAGCAUGAUAAGUGAGUUGGCUCUCUCACUAGACGACUAUACCAUUAAGGUCCGUGUCAUCUGUCUGUGGAAACAAACUUCAUGGAAUCAACAAAUUCGUAUGAUUGGCAUGAUAUUGAUGGAUGAAAUGGGCUCAAAAAUUGAAUGUAAUGUGGACAAACCAUUUGCAUCGCUUCAAGGAAAAUCUUUUGAAGAAUAUGGUGAUUUCUACAUUCAUAAACCCACAUUAGGGUUAAAUGAAGGUGUUAUAAAAGGACGCGAAGUUUUUGUUACUCUAUGGGGAAGGUAUGCUGACGAAAUUAAUGCAUAUGUCUCUAAGCAUACUGGUCAUUUUGUUUUGCUUAUUCAAUGUGCUAAGUUGAAGCUUGUCCGAGAUCGUCCUUAUGUCAAUAACACCUACAUGGCCACAAAACAUUAUAUUGAAGAUGACAUUGAGGAGAUAACCACAUUCAAAAAAAGUUUACAAGCAAAAAAAAGCUCUUUCACUUCUUCGGUUUCACGUAACUCGGGAUCAUCCAUCAUGUAUUCACUACAUGAUGACUUUCUUCAAAAAAACUCUUUUCACCAAAUAUCCGCUAUUCACGAAUUAGACGAGGGAGGUUGUGCAGUAAUUCUUGGCACAAUAAAGAUGUUUGAAGAUAAACGGAAUUGGUAUUAUAAUGCUUGCAAAAAUUGCAAGUCAAAGGUUGAAAUAGUUAAGGUUUCAGAUGAGACAGUCAGUGACUUAGAUCAUUUACAAGAGAAAGAGAUUAUGGUGUGUACGAAUGAAAAGUGCAAGGACAAAGUUGUUACUGCUCAACCAAGUUUUAUGAUCAAAGUUCGAGUUCAAGGUUUAGUUGGUGUUGUCAGUCUUACGAUCUUUGAUUGUGAAGUCAGAAAUAUUCUGAAAUUAUCUGCUGCUGAUUUAUUAUCAAAAUAUGAAAGGUUCGGCAAUACAAGUGAGUUUCCUAUUGAGUUGAAUGCCAUGAUCAACAAAAAAUUGGCUUUCAAGAUUGUUGUCAAAACAUUUAAUUUUUCAAGAUUUGGUCGUUCUUACAACAUUUCCAAAAUAACGAAUAAUGUUGACAUUAUUUCUGCUUUGGAGAAGAUUGAGAAAAAGAGUAGGAUUGAACAGGACAUGGAUACUGAAUCUGUUAAUAUAAUUGGCUCAGAAUUUGCAUCUCAAGAAACAGUUGGUUGUAAGGAUGCUACUUCCCACACUGCUGAUAAUACUCCUAUGUCGAAUAUUCCCUCUGGCAUUUGUACAAGUCCAUCAUCAAGAACAGCCAACAAUCUCAAUUCACCACCUACAAGUGCCAAACGUAAACUUGUAGAUGUUUACGAUCUUGAUGAUGACGUUUAUGAAUCAGCAACCAAACCUAAUGCACCCCGUAUUGGAGAUGAAAAAGUUGGUGGAACAACAAAAUUGUUGAUUCCUAAAGUUGAAAAGUGA